AUGCGAGAGGAAGUAGACUCGGGGGAGGAGAGGAGAGGAGAGAGAGAGGGAGGAGAGGGAGAGGAGGGGAGAGGAGAAGUGGGGCUGGGUAGGAGGGAGCGGGAGAGGGAGGAGGGGAGGAGGAAGAGAGAGGAAGGCGAGGGAGGGAUAGGGGAGGGGACAAGAGGAGUGAGGGGGGGAGGAAGCAAGGAGGAGGAGAGAGGAGGGAGGGGCGGGAGGGAAGAGGAGGCGCGGAGAGAGAGAGGAGAAGAGGGAGAGAGAGGAGGAGAGAGGGAGCGAGAGGAGGAGGAGAGAGGAGGAGAGAAGGAAGGGGGGAGGAUGGGAGAGGAAGAGGGGAAGAGGGUAAGGAAGGGAGCAGGGAGCAAGAGGGAGAGAAGAGGAGAGGGCAGAGGAGAGAGGAGGGGAGGAAGGGGAGAGGGAGGGGGGGAGGGGGAAAAUAAACGGAAAAAAGGGAAGAAGUAA
This is a messenger RNA of Knipowitschia caucasica, 462 nucleotides long. The record is from the annotation of a GenBank genome assembly. Lineage: Eukaryota; Metazoa; Chordata; Actinopteri; Gobiiformes; Gobiidae.